AUGUCUCUUUUCCAGUCUCGAAAAUGUCUAACAGUCAUUAACGUGGUCAGUCCAUUAUAUAAACACUUGGGUAUAAGUUUUAUAAAUUUAUCAAGAAGACCAAUAUCAAGCUUAGAUACUCCGCAAGAUGUUGAGCGAGCCAAGAGGUGGUUGAAAAAGUUCACCAAAGACAGUAUUCCUAGAGAUUCGUUAGAUAUGUCCUUUGCUCGAAGUAGCGGACCCGGCGGACAGAAUUUUUUUUCGCAAAUAGUCAACACAAAGGUAGACUUGCGAUUUAAUCUUGGUCAAGCACAUUGGAUACCCGAGUAUGCACGGAAGCAAUUGGCGAUUCAGAAAUCUAAUAAAAUAAAUAAAAAAAACGAAUUGAUUAUAACUUCCGAUAAAACGCGUUCCCAAGUAAAGAACAUAGAGGAUUGUAUAGAGAAAUUGUAUGAAAGCAUAGUGGAAGCAGCUCAGGUGCCAGAAGGUCCAAGCGAAGAAACAUUACAACGAAUUGAAAAAUUGUGA
This is a messenger RNA of Acaulospora morrowiae, 507 nucleotides long. NCBI's taxonomy places the organism in Eukaryota, Fungi, Glomeromycota, Glomeromycetes, Diversisporales, Acaulosporaceae. The record is from the annotation of a GenBank genome assembly.